CAAGGAAGAUAAACACUCUAGCUAUGCAGUGGCUGUUUUGUACUGCCCUAGUGCUUUUCGUGGCAAGCACUUAUCCUUCGCAAGCGGUCAGGAUAUCCGCUCUAGAAAUUGAGAGGCGCCCGGCGGCAAAGCAGGCCAAGAUUGGUUCUAGCUCCAGGAACUAUCCCAUCGAAUAUGUCCUGAUUCCGAGUGCUCGAGGUGGUUACACAAGGCGUUAUGUCCACAGUCUGGCCAAAGCCAAUCCUCCACAAACCACCGAACGGCCUUUGGUUCGUGUUUGGAACAGUUUCGUUCGCAGUGUCCAGCCCGCCUUCAGUUUCCGCAACUUGACCAAUCCACUGGCCAACUUCUUCAACGAUGGCAGUGCCAACAUCAUUGAGUCGUCGCCCGUCUAUCUGCAGACCUUCGAUGAGGAUCAGGAGCUUCUGCCGGAAGAACCCGCAACAGUGGCCCCACAAAAUUCCAACAAACGCAAGCGAAAGCGUCGCAAGCAACAAAAGCUCCAACCCAUCUACGACGAGGAGGAGAACGAUGAUGACUACAUUCCCUACAGUCCCUACUAUGCACCACCUCCCCCGCAGACAUCAGCAGAACCCAUGUUCUUCUACGAUUCAAACUCCGGCAACUACUACGGAGUCCAGCGCUUCAGCCCUGAGGAUUUCCAUGCUAGUUUCUACAACAACUUCAAUACUCAGCCGCAGAACGAUCCAGAAGAGGUGGAUAGCGAGCCAGAAGAGGUGGAUAGCGAGCCCGAUGAGGACACGUCCGUGGUGAGGAGGCUCAGCAACAGGAAGGUGACUCUACUGCGCCCGCUGCCUGUGGCAACGGUCAAGAGUCCAUCCCCGCACAGGUUAGCCGAAAUCAGCAAACCAGAAACGACCAAUCAGAACGAAGAUACAGUCAUGAAAACCGACAGCAGCGCACCGACCGAUGAAACGACUAAUGAUGAAGACGAUGGUGAUAUCGUCACCCACUCACCGCUCUCCGAGAGUAUGCGCAAUACUCUGGGCACGUACAUGCGCGACGAUCGCCACACCCGCCAGCGCCAGAGGCUCGCCAGCGAUGGAGCAGGAGCUCUUGAUUCUGGCGCCAAAAUUUCGCCCCGCUUUUUUCAACGGCGCCUCUUCCGGCUGGGCUAA
This is a messenger RNA of Drosophila biarmipes, 1139 nucleotides long. RefSeq lists its product as uncharacterized. The coding region runs from base 24 to 1139 and encodes 371 amino acids. Lineage: Eukaryota; Metazoa; Arthropoda; Insecta; Diptera; Drosophilidae. The transcript has 2 exons. The record is from RefSeq and is a predicted model, not a curated record.